This is a messenger RNA of Eucalyptus grandis, 1969 nucleotides long. RefSeq names its product putative F-box/kelch-repeat protein At5g24040. Bases 85 to 1221 code for a protein of 378 amino acids. The record is from RefSeq and is a predicted model, not a curated record. The transcript has 2 exons. NCBI's taxonomy places the organism in Eukaryota, Viridiplantae, Streptophyta, Magnoliopsida, Myrtales, Myrtaceae.
ACGUACUUCGGCAAAACAUCCCGAUUUCUCCUUCUCUUCUUAUUCCGGCGACGUCGGCGAUCACCCGUGCAGAAAACGCAACCCAUGGAUCCAACCGAAAGGCGCUCAUACUCCGACCUUCCUCCGGAUGUGCUCUCCGUGAUCGGCAAUCGUCUCGACACCCGCAUGGAAGUCCUCGGGUUCCGUAGCGUCUGCUCUUCCUUCCGCUCCGCGAUCCCCGCGCCCCCCCGCCGCGAGGCCUCGCGAUUCCCUCUCCAAAUCGAGCCCGGCCUCUUCCUCCGGGAGAGCACGGUCUACGCCCUCGAGACGCCAAACGGAGCCGCCGGCUCCGGCCGCACGCGGUGGCUACUGAUGCUCGAGGAGUCGUCGGAGCCCGGGCGUAUGCGGAUCCGCAGCCUCUACUCGCAGCGGAGGAUUAUGCACAUGCUCCCCAACUUCCCGAAGGUACUCGAUUCUCGCCAAUCCCGAAUGGUUGAAAUCUGUAGACAAUACACGCUCGAUGGUACAACCAGAGACCCCUCUGAAGGUGUACAGAAAGCAGUGAUGCAUCCGGAUGGCGUAGGUUCCGAUUUAGAUCAAUGUUCGGUUUAUUUCAUUGAAGGUGGGGAAUUAGGUUGUUGGAAAUACAGGGAUGAGAAUUGGAGCAAUUUAGAGGUUGAUGGUAGCGACAUCGACGAGUAUGAUGACAUCGUAGUGUAUGAUGGCAAAGUCUGGGUCGUUGAUUCCGUCGGGCAAAUCGGGCAGAUUUUGCAGCUUCAUACAUCUUUCAGACUUCAAAGUUUCUCACUGCCGAUCUACGACAUUGGUCGCCGCUUCGACUGCUUUUACUGCUUUUCCUGCUUUUCGAGGCAUUUGGUGGUAUCAGGCGGUGAUCUUUACAUAGUGUGCAGAUACACUAGCGAUGGUACAUGUAGCCGUGGCUCGCCGGAAAAGACAAGUCAUUAUGAAGUCUUUAGAUUGGAUCAGCGACAUGCGAGAUGGGACGAGGUGAGGAGCUUGGGCGAUUCCGCUUUCUUUCUCUGCAACUGCCGCUGCUCGUUUGCCGUCCCGGCAAGUGAGCUCGAUGGGCAUGGAGAGGGGAAUUGCAUCUACCGCGCAGAAAGAAAUUGCAACAACUUUGAGGUGUUCAACUUGGUGAAUCGUAGCCUCGAGUGGCCGGCCUAUUCUGACUUCCGUGUUGGUUUAUUGCUACGUGCUACGGGGAUGAGAUUUGGCAUGUAAAAGGCCGCAAGGCUAGUAUUGAGAUGCUUUCUCCUCUCUUCCAACAGUUAGGUUGUACCUGCGGCAGGACUGCAGGAGCAACAACGAAGCCCACCUUGUAAGGACCGGCAGAUCGGAAGAGAGGAAUAAGGGCAGGACUUACCCGAACAGCAGUGACGCCGAUGGUGGACCCGACGCAUUUCCCAGCCCAGAUCUGGCACAGAGACUCGAUUUAACCGGAGGGAAGAAUAGAAGAUUCUUCGGUGCUUUGCAACACUGUUGUUGCCUGCGUCUAACAGAGAUUCAUUUGGCAGGAUAAGGGAUGGGUUUGCUAAAAACAUUGAGGUGAGUUCAGCGGAAAACAUUGAGUUGAGUUCAACAAAACAGGCGGAGGCUGUAACUUUGGUUGAAACUCUAGACUUCAUCUCUUCUAAGCUUUCCCUGAGUAGUAUGAAAAAAGAAUUCCUACUUCAGUCUGAUUAUUGUACGCUGGUGGAGAGUGUUCUCUCCUUAGCUUCUUUAAGUUGGGCAGUGCAACCUCUAGUGGACAAGGUUAAGCAUAAAAUGGCGAAUAUUUCGGGAUUACUUUAGCCCACUGUAAUCGCGCCACCAACAAAGUGGCCGAUUAGUUAGCCAAAGCCCAUCGUAUGGGUUGUUUCCCUAGGAACUAGAUUGUUAAUCCCCUCUUUGCUCUUUUGGAUUUACUUUGUACUGAUGUUCAUGUUGUAUUCGUUCGGAAUCUCAGUUAGUAAUGAAAUGCAGCUUAUUA